This is a messenger RNA of Prosopis cineraria, 1313 nucleotides long. Its product is annotated as protein trichome birefringence-like 43. Gene Ontology annotation, molecular function: O-acetyltransferase activity. The transcript is spliced from 5 exons. The record is from RefSeq and is a predicted model, not a curated record. Gene Ontology annotation, cellular component: Golgi apparatus. Lineage: Eukaryota; Viridiplantae; Streptophyta; Magnoliopsida; Fabales; Fabaceae. The coding region runs from base 102 to 1181 and encodes 359 amino acids.
GGUUCACUAGCUUUAUCCACCGACCCAUUACUAUACCAGAUUAUCAGUUACCAAUUUCUCCAUAUUUCUCUGUAUCGAUCUUUUCUCUCAUUGUGAUAGAUAUGGGCCAUUUCGCCAUAUCUAUGAACAUAGUUUCUCUGUUAUUCUCUCUCUUGAUUAUUUCUCAAGCAGUUCAUGGCGAGAAGAAGAAGUGUGAUUUGUUUCAUGGGACUUGGGUGUACGAUGAAUCGUAUCCUCUGUACCAAUCAUCGGACUGUGAUUUCAUAGAGAAACAGUUUGAUUGUUCUAAGAAUGGUCGUCCUGAUAAGUUCUAUUUCAAGUAUAACUGGCACCCCAAUUGCAGCAUGCCAAGGUUCAAUGGUGAAGAGUUUUUACAGAGAAUGAGAGGGAAGAGUAUAAUGUUUGUGGGAGACUCUCUGAGUUUGAACCAAUGGCAAUCUCUCACUUGCAUGCUUCAUAAAUCUGUUCCUCACUCACACUACACCAAUCUCAGGACUGGACUUCUCUCCACCUUCACUUUUCUGGAGUAUAAUGUGAAGGUGGUGAUGAGUCGCAAUGUAUUUCUGGUGGAUUUGGUUGAGGAAAAUAUUGGUCGAGUAUUGAAAUUGGAUUCCAUUGAAUCUGGCAAUAGAGAUUGGAAAGGGAUUGAUGUUUUGAUUUUCGACUCUUGGCACUGGUGGCUUCAUACUGGAAGAAAGCAGCCAUGGGAUUUCAUUCAAGAAGGGAAUAAAACGUACAGAGACAUGGAUCGCUUGGUGGCAUAUGAGAAGGCACUCAAAACAUGGGCCCACUGGGUUGAGACCAACGUUGAUCCUUCAAAAACUAAGGUUUUCUUUCAAGGAGUUUCUCCGGAUCACAUGAAUGGAAAGGAAUGGGGAGAAGAAAGAGCAAGGUCAUGUGUGAAUCAAGAGAGGCCAGUGGAAGGGGACAAGUACAGAGGAGGAUCACACCCAGCAGAGUUAGUGGUAGAGAAAAUUCUGAGAGGAAUGUCAAACCCUAAUUUGGUUUAUUUGCUCAACAUCACCGCCCUUUCUCAGCUCCGGAAAGAUGGCCACCCUUCCGUGUACGGCCAUGGCGGCCACCGUGAUAUGGACUGUACCCACUGGUGCCUUCCCGGUGUUCCUGAUACUUGGAACCAACUCUUGUAUGCUGCUCUUGUCUACCAAGAUUAUCAUUAUUAAUUCAGUCAUUGCUAUAUAUAGCAAAAAUAAAAUUUCUACAUAUUUUUCUGAAGGUCUAUUUUUUUUUUGCUGUACAUUUUAAACUGAAUUCAUAGCGUUCGUCAUUAAUAAUAAUUUAGUUUUGAUGAUUAA